GUUCUGUUUAAUGAUAGCUGGACAGUUGUCGAGUAAAAUAUUAUUAUACUGUCACAGUAGCUCAGCAGCGCGAUGGAACAUUAACACCGCGAGUUACAGUUCUCUCAGGCUAAUGUCUAACAAUUAGCCUUUGUUCUUUUUUCAGCUUUUUGCGAAAAAAGGCUUUAAUAUACAGUAGUGGCCAACGUGAUAGACUGUUAAUUGAUGAAAUGUAUGUUGUGUGUAAAAUACCAAUGCACUUUGUACUGUAUUUAUAUCUUAGUUAUAGUGUAUUUGUAUCUUAGUUAUAGCUACUGACUUAAUAAUAGAGCCGUAAAAUCCAUGUAACGUUUCCCCUGAAGAAGACGCGACCGGAAGUGUUCCUUGCUGCUGUUGACGGAACAGAGGCGUGAGCGAGGAUCGAGCGCAGCGGAGGCCGAGGAACAGCAAAGACACGGCAGUCAGGAUAUGUCUGGGAGGAUGGAAAUGGACAUCAGUGGGGUUUCCAGGGCUCACGUCUCCAUUCUGCCGGCAGCUGAGAUCACAACCACACUGAAAGCAGAAGCGGAGAGGCCUCGGUGUGCCAGCACCCCCUGCUCGCCCAUCAGGGGGACCGUAGCAGGCUACCAGAUUCUCCACAUGGACUCCAACUACCUGGUUGGCUUCACCACCGGAGAGGAGCUGCUCAAGCUGGCCCACAAGUGGUCCGAGAACGGGUCCGUGUCAGAGGCGGUGCCCAGCUCCAUUCAGAGUCCGGUGCCGAAGUCUGCGGACCUCCACCGGUCCUCGCGCACCUUCAAGGGCAGGAGUCGCUACUACCAACCGUACGACAUUCCUGGCGCCAACGGCAGGAGACGCCGGCGCAUGCCCAGCUCCAGCGGAGACCCUGGGAGAGGCCUGCACGAGCCCCUCCCCCUGUGUCUGCUCAAAGGAAAGGGGGCCCAGUCAAAAUCCCUGGACUACCUGAACCUAGACAAAAUCAGUAUCAAAGAGUCAUCAGACACCGAGGUGUUACAGUACCAGCUGCAGCACCUCACCCUGCGAGGGGAGCGAAUCUUUAGCAGGAAGAAGACGUGAAGCGCGACCAGUGUCCCUCCUGUGGAUCUAGGUGCUAUUUCCUGAUUGGUUCCUUUCUACUCAAAUGAUUAACUUUCACUGAUGAUCUUGUUUUGUUAACUGGGGUUUUACCGUGUGCUGUACAUGAUGUGUGACGGACUCCUUUAAACUAGUCCUCACAUUCUAAUGAGGUUAAAAUGUGAAUUAUUUAAACCUAAGCAAUAACUAGUGAAUCUAUUUAUUGACAGUGUUUGCGUUUGUACUAGUCAGAGCCAGGGAAGCACUGAUGACUCAGCUCAUGGCUGAGAAAUGCACAUAUCACAUAUUAUAUCAGCUUUAAAAUGCACCAUUGUUAUCAGGCUAAUAAUAGUUUCCUGCUAAUCUGUGAGACGUUGUGUUAGUGUUUUGUUGGACUGGACACAGUCGCCAGCUGAUACUCGGUUAUGUUGCUGAUUCCUUUCUUGUUGUUGUUUUGUUGUCGGUCAGUAGAAGGUGUUUCUAUCACAGGGUUAUGUGGAAAAUGAUGCCCAGUUUCCCAUUAAAAGGUCGUUUGUGCCACUGA
Molecule: messenger RNA, 1597 nt
Organism: Betta splendens (Siamese fighting fish)
Lineage: Eukaryota; Metazoa; Chordata; Actinopteri; Anabantiformes; Osphronemidae
Gene: macir
Product: macrophage immunometabolism regulator
Exons: 2
Coding region: 448-1056 (202 amino acids)
Biological process (GO): negative regulation of fibroblast migration; negative regulation of cytokine production involved in inflammatory response
Source: RefSeq, a predicted model, not a curated record